Messenger RNA from Ylistrum balloti, 459 nucleotides. RefSeq lists its product as uncharacterized. The record is from RefSeq and is a predicted model, not a curated record. Gene Ontology annotation, molecular function: nucleic acid binding. The coding region runs from base 1 to 459 and encodes 152 amino acids. Gene Ontology annotation, biological process: DNA integration. The transcript has a single exon. Lineage: Eukaryota; Metazoa; Mollusca; Bivalvia; Pectinida; Pectinidae.
AUGGAAAAUGAUGUGGUACAAUUUUGCAAGAGUUGUCACGGAUGUCAGUUGGUCAGUACUCAGUCAAAACCGGACCCAAUGAGUAGAAAUGAAUUUCCGUCAGGACUUUGGCAGCAUGUCGCUCGCGAUUACUUAGGAUUACCGUCUGGGGAUUAUCUUCUCGUGUUUGUAGACUACUAUUCGAGUUGGGUUGAGGUGGUUUCAACUAAGUCAACGGCUGCUGAGAAAACCAUCACAAUGUUCAAAGGAGUAUUUUGUGCUCAUGGAAAUCCUCUCAGCGUGACUGCUGAUAAUGGUCCUCAGUUCCGCAGUGAAAUAUUCAAUAAAUAUCUCCGACAGAAUGGAAUUGAACAUCAUUCAACAACUCCACUAUGGCCGCAAGCUAAUGGGGAGAUAGAACGUCAAAAUAGCUCUCUUAUGAAAGGCACUCGAAUCGCUCAGACGGAACAGAAGGAUUGA